AUGUCGGCGAAAGCCAGCGCCAGCGAACAGUUACAACGCCAUAGUCGUGCGGCGCUGAAAGGCGAGACCCCCGAGAAGAGCACAGCUGUUUGGGCACACAAGAAGAACUGGAUGGAGACGGUGAGAGAGAGGGAAGAACGAAAGAGGGAAGUCGCGACUCGCGAGGACUGUUGA
Molecule: messenger RNA, 174 nt
Organism: Gloeophyllum trabeum ATCC 11539
Lineage: Eukaryota; Fungi; Basidiomycota; Agaricomycetes; Gloeophyllales; Gloeophyllaceae
Exons: 2
Coding region: 1-174 (57 amino acids)
Source: RefSeq, a predicted model, not a curated record